This is a messenger RNA of Hibiscus syriacus, 1847 nucleotides long. RefSeq names its product MLO-like protein 3. Bases 129 to 1718 code for a protein of 529 amino acids. Gene Ontology annotation, cellular component: membrane. NCBI's taxonomy places the organism in Eukaryota, Viridiplantae, Streptophyta, Magnoliopsida, Malvales, Malvaceae. The record is from RefSeq and is a predicted model, not a curated record. Gene Ontology annotation, biological process: defense response. The transcript is spliced from 15 exons.
AGGGUCCUCACCUUAUUUAUUUCUCUGACACUACUUUUUAUUGCUUUUGAUCGAUCGCUCUUAUCUGUUACAAAAUCAACGCCCUCCUCGAUGCGGAUCCAGUUGUUGACGUGAAAAACCAACCACCCAUGGCUGCCGGAAAAGAAGCCUCCACCACUCGCUCUCUUGAAGAGACCCCCACUUGGGCUGUCGCCGCCGUUUGUUUCGUCAUCGUCUCCCUUUCCAUUCUCAUCGAAUUCUUGAUCCACCUCAUCUCAAACUGGCUGAAGCGACGUAGGAAAACUGCACUCUAUGAUGCCGUCGAUAAGCUUAAAUCAGUGCUCAUGGUGCUGGGUUUCAUGUCUCUUACUUUAACGGUGACUCGGAGCUUCAUCUCCAGAAUUUGCAUACCCAGUGAAUUUGCAGAUUCCAUGCUUCCAUGCCGGAAAUCCCUUGAAUCUAUAAAAGCUAAAAAAGAUUUUGUUUAUGAACAAAUAUGGAGCGUCGAUGCAUUACGUGGAAGAAUAUUAGAUGAUGAUAGUAAAUCUUCAGAUUACUGUGAAUCCAAGGGAAAGACUUCUCUAAUAUCAGAGGAGGGGGGGAACCAGCUGAGCAUCUUCUUGUUUGUGUUGGCAGCUAUGCAGAUUGUGUAUAGUGUGCUCACUAUGGCUCUAGGAAGGGCUAAGAUGAGGCGCUGGAAAGCUUGGGAGAAGGAGACGCAAACGAUUGAAUAUCAAGUUGCCAACGAUCCCAAUCGCUUUAGGAUCACAAGACAAACGACUUUUGCACGUCGCCACAUGAAUUCAUGUGCAGAGACAUCAAUCCUUUUGUGGAUGAGCUGCUUCUUCCAACAGUUCUUCAAUUCAGUGGCCAAAAUUGAUUAUUUGACCCUACGCCAUGGCUUCAUCUCUACUCAUUUAUCAACAAACACUUCCUUCAAUUUCCAGAAGUACAUUCAACGAUCACUGGACGAUGAUUUCAAAGUCGUAGUUGGCAUCAGCCCUUUUAUGUGGCUCUUGGUUGUUAUCUUCCUGCUGGUAGACGUACACGGAUGGAAUGUGUAUCUAUGGGUGUCAUUUCUGCCAUUGACAAUAACGUUGAUCUUGGGAACCAAACUGCAAGUGAUAAUGGCAAAAAUGGCACACCGAGUGAAAGAUCAAAACAGUGUAAUCCGAGGAGCUCCUUUGGUGCAACCAAACGACAACUUGUUCUGGUUCAAUCGCCCCACAUUUGUUUUGACCCUUUUACAUUACACCUUAUUCGUGAAUGCGUUCGAAGUGGCAUUUUUCGUCUGGGUCACGACACAAUAUGGACUCGAGUCCUGCUACCAUGAGCACAGAGAAAUAAUCGUAACAAGGGUGGUGUUAGCGGUGACGGUUCAAGUCAUAUGCAGUUACGUUACUCUCCCCCUCUAUGCUCUUGUGACCCAAAUGGGAUCAAAUUUCAAGAGAGCAGCGUUGGAAGUGCAGACCGCGAAUGCAAUAAAAGAAUGGCACGCCGGGGUGAGACUGAAACGGAAAAAGCAACGACAAUCUUCGCCUGCCGCCGCCGAUGAUUCUACGAACAACAACGCCGCUGUUUCCGCCGUGGAUUCAUCGGCUCAUCAGCAUCAAACGCCGGCUUUGUUGGAAAAUGCUAGCUUUGGGGAGAUACAAGAAGAAUCAGGCCCUGCUAUGCCUACUUCCGUUGCUGUCGAUAUACACAUGGGUUCCUUGGAGAAGUCCGUGGCCAGAAAUUAGAGAUGCUCUCACCAGCUCCAAAGCCAUUUUUGUUUACUUUGUAUAGGAUUUAGUAGAUCAUCAUUCAAAAUUUGAUUCAAUUACAAUUAUUAUCGGGAUUUUAACUCAUUAGUGGCGAUUUUAUCCGUC